Cladophialophora bantiana CBS 173.52 is the source of this 2145-nucleotide messenger RNA. RefSeq lists its product as uncharacterized. Gene Ontology annotation, cellular component: plasma membrane; secretory granule. Gene Ontology annotation, biological process: intracellular protein transport; vesicle-mediated transport. The transcript has a single exon. The coding region runs from base 1 to 2145 and encodes 714 amino acids. Lineage: Eukaryota; Fungi; Ascomycota; Eurotiomycetes; Chaetothyriales; Herpotrichiellaceae. Gene Ontology annotation, molecular function: syntaxin binding. The record is from RefSeq and is a predicted model, not a curated record.
AUGGCAACCUCCAUUCUCGACAUUCAGCGGAACAUCAUACUAGACACGAUCCGGGCUACCAGCGGGCGAGACUGGAAGGUCUUAAUAUUGGACGAGCAAAGCAAACGGGUUGUGUACAACGUUUGUAAAGAAGACGACAUCUUGAACGCCAACAUAACCAACAUCGAACUCCUCGAAGACCGCAGGCAGACCCUCUCCGACACCGAUGCGAUUUACCUCCUCUCCCCCUUACCGCAUAUAGUCGAAAGCCUCAAGGCUGAUCUAAGUCGAAAGAGAUACCGACGUGCUCACCUUAUCUGGACAUCCCAGCUACCGAGAAACCUUGGAGAAGACCUCUUCCGUUCAGAGUCUCGAGCAAAGUUGAUUGUCGAAUCUCGGACACUCAACAUCGAGUAUUUCCCCCGAGAGUGCAACCUAGUGUCGUUUCGAGAGCCUUGGAGUUUUCACGUCCUCUUCCACCCCGCUUGCGACUCGCUGGUUAAGAACCACUUGGACAGCAUAACCCAAAAAAUCGUGUCAAUAUGCGUGUCUUUGGGCGAGUACCCUCUGAUCCGAUUCUACAAGCCUAGAGAACAUCAGAGACAUGCUGCUGAUGUCCUGUGUUAUCAUCUUGCCAGCUUCGUACAGAGUGCCUUGGACGACUACGCUCGUGAUCAACGAAAUGACUUCCCUCCCCAAAAUCCGGCUAACCGGCCACGAGCAGUCCUACUAAUUACCGACCGAUCUAUGGAUCUGAUGUCGCCAUUCGUCCACGAAUUAACAUACCAGGCCAUGGCCAUGGAUCUUCUACCGAUACGAGAUGAUGAGGACAAAAUAACAUACAGAAAUGUCAUCAGGCGCGGCCAACCAGACCAGGAAGAGAAAGAUGUGGAAAUUACGGAGAAAGAUAGCCUCUGGGUCGACCACCGACAUAUGCACAUGAAAGAUCUCCUUGUGCAGCUGAGCGAACAAUUCAAGAAAUUUCAAGCUAAAAAUCCUCAGUUUGCCGACGCCGACGGACAACCUGCGAGCAUCAACACCAUCAAGGAUAUGUUGGCGGGACUUCCAGAGUUUCAGGAAGGCAAAGAAGCAUUUUCACUUCAUAUUGACAUGGCUGAGAAAUGCGCCAAAAUCUUUGCUGAUCACAAGCUCCUGGAUGUGGUCUCUGUCGAGCAAUCUCUUGCAACAGGACUUGAUGAGGAGAACAAAAAGCCGAAGAAUCUAGCAGAUCAGGUGGUCAGACUGCUUGAUGACGACAGCGUCGUUCAUGAAGAUCGUGUGCGACUCUUAAUUUUAUACAUCCUAUACAGGAAUGGUAUUCUGAGGGGAGAUAUCGAAAAGCUGCGAUGUCACGGCGAACUUUCGCCGAUGGAUGGAGAGAUCAUUUAUAACCUGAUAACUCUGGGCGCUAGGAUCGAAAAACAGCUGAAGGAUGCAACGCCUACUCCACCGCCAUUAUUUCAGCCGAAGAUCAAGGAUGUCAGCAACAUGGAAGAAGUCAGUUUGUCACGAUUUGAGCCAGCUCUAAGGUAUAUGCUCGAAGAGCAAUGCCAGGGUACAUUGGAUCUUAAUGUAUUCCCUCCGGUGAAGCCACAUCUCAACGACCCAAACAGCCAAAUGAACGUCUCACAGACUUCUCUGAGAAACACAGGGAAACCUACCUGGGCUCAAACACGCUCUCAAUCCAACAAGCCGCGUCAACGCAUCAUUGUAUUCGUGGCAGGUGGUGCAACCUACGCCGAAGCACGGGCCUGUUACGAUGUCUCUAGGAUGGCUGGCAAAGAAGUUUUCCUAGCGACAACCCAUAUGAUAACGCCCAAGAACUUUCUGCGGCAAGUGAGCCAACUCAGUGCCGGACGAAGGCAACUGGACCUGCCGAUGGAUAGAGCCGCACCCCGGCUACCAGCAUGGAUGUCGGAACCUCCUCCACAAGCUCAGCAGCAAUCGAGACCUCAACAACCGGCGAACGGAAGACCUCCUGACAAAGCCCGACCACCAACCGAAGCGAUGGCAAAUAUGAACCUUGGCGUACGCCCGGGAGUGGGCACAGCCUCUGCUUCGUCAAGACCCUCACAACCUUACCAACCCCCGUCCGGUGAUGGUGGCCACCACAAGUUGAAAAAGGACAAGGAGAAGAAACAUCUAGGGUUGUUCAAGAAGCAUUAG